Messenger RNA from Vicia faba (fava bean), 2757 nucleotides. The record is from the annotation of a GenBank genome assembly. NCBI's taxonomy places the organism in Eukaryota, Viridiplantae, Streptophyta, Magnoliopsida, Fabales, Fabaceae.
AUGGCUUAUGGUCUUCACAAAAUGGGUGUUUCACAGGGUGAUGUUGUUUUGCUUUUACUUCCCAACUCAAUUUACUAUCCCUUUAUACAAUUAGGUGUUAUGUAUCUAGGUGCUGUUGUUACACCAUUGAAUCCUGUCAGUAGUGUUGCUGAAAUUCGUAAGCAGGUUAAUAAGUGUGGUGUGAGUAUUGCUUUUACUAUACCCGAAAAUUUUAAGAAACUAGAGCCAUUCAACAUUCCAAAUAUUAUUGUGCCAGAAAAUGAAAAGGAUUUGAAGUAUGAUUGUUUCUCUUGUUUCUUUAACCUUAUUUAUAGUAACUUUGAUUUUCCUCAAAGGCCAGUUAUUAAACAAGAAGACACUGUUGGUAUAUUGUAUUCUUCUGGUACUACAGGUGUUAGCAAAGGAGUUGUUUUAACGCAUAGAAAUUUAAUUGCUAUGGUUGAACUAUUUGCGAGGUUUCAAGCUUCUUCUUCUUCUUCCAAAAAUGUGUUUCUAGCUGCUUUGCCAAUGUUUCAUAUAUUUGGUUUAUCGCUCACUACUACCGGAUUACUGUCGUUGGGUUCUACGGUUGUUGUAAUGAAAAAAUUUCAAAUUGACGAGGCUAUUAGGGUGAUUGAUGAAUACAAUGUUACACACUUUGAUGUUGUUCCACCCAUGUUAGUGACAUUGACAGAAAAGGCGAAGCGGGUUAAUGGAAGUAAGUUGCUGAGUUUGAGACGUGUUUUAUGCGGCGCCGCGCCUUUAACCACAACAAUUAUAAAUGAAUUUGUCCAAGUUUUCCCUAAUAUUGAUUUAAUACAGGCUUAUGGAAUGACUGAGUCUGCUGCAGUAGGAAGUUGCUGCUUCGAUAGUGACAAGUUUCACAACUAUUCUUCAGUAGGAUUGUUAGCUCCAAACAUGGAGGCAAAAGUGGUAGACGUGAACAAUGGUGCACUUUUUCCCCCAGGAAGAAGUGGCGGGCUUUGGUUGCGAGGGCCUUCGAUUACGAAAGGAUAUUUAAAUAACGAAGAAGCUACGAUGACAUCAAUUGAUAAAGAUGGUUGGCUUAAUACCGGAGAUAUUGUUUAUUUUGAUGAGAAUGGAUAUUUGUAUUUAUGUGAUCGUUUGAAAGACAUGAUCAAAUACAAGGGCUUUCAGUUGAUAUCGCCGUUACAGGGGGAGAACUCCAUCAAACAUGUCACAUAUGAGGAAGAUGCUAUUGAUGCUGACGACAAUGAUGAGAGACUUACUAAAUCAUCUAAUGCUUCUGAUAAAGCAUUUGAGGUCUUACUUACUAUGCAAGGGAAACAACAUAUUGAAUCUUCUAGCAAAGUAAACAAUAUCAAGCAUCAUGACGAAACACCGCCUGAUGUUCAAGUACGGAAACUAAAGGAUCAGCUCAUCCAAGCUAAAGUUUAUCUUUCCCUUCAGGCAGUUAGGAACAUUCCCCAUCUCACUCGGGAACUUCGGCUACGGGUAAAGGAAGUUUCACGAACAAUUGGAGAGGCAAGCAAAGAUUCUGACUUGCCAAGGAAUGCAAAUGAGAGAAUGGAGGCAAUAGAGCAAUCAUUGAUGAAAGUAAGGCAAAUUCAAGAUGAUUGUGCCACAUCCGUGAAGAAGCUUAGGGCUAUGCUCCACUCAUCAGAGGACCAGCUUCGCCAACAACUCCCCAAUCAAGAGAAGUUAGAAGACCCUGGACUAUACCAUUAUGCAAUAUUCUCAGAUAACAUAUUGGCCACAACUGUUGUUGUGAAUUCUACUGCUGCCCAUGCUAAGGAUUCCUCCAAACAUGUUUUCCACAUUGUAACUGAUAGGCUCAAUUAUGCGGCAAUGAGGAUGUGGUUUUUGGCCAAUCCACCUGGAAAGGCGGCAGUUCAAGUUCAAAACAUUGAAGAUUUUGCAUGGUUGAACUCGAGUUACAGUCCAGUUCUUAAGCAGCUAAGUUCUCCUUCAAUGAUAGAUUAUUACUUUAAGGCUCACCGUGCUUCUUCUGAUUCGAACCUCAAGUUUCGGAAUCCUAAGUAUUUAUCUAUGUUGAACCAUCUUCGCUUCUACUUGCCCGAAAUAUUUCCAAACCUCAAGAAAGUGCUGUUUUUGGAUGAUGAUGUAAUUGUGCAGAAGGAUCUUACUGGUCUUUGGUCAAUUAACUUGAAUGGAAAUGUAAAUGGUGUUGUCGAAACUUGUACAGAAAUUUUUCAUCGGUUUGAUCGUUACCUCAACUUCUCAAAUCCUCUUAUUGCAAAGAAUUUCGACCCCCGUGCUUGUGGAUGGGCAUAUGGUAUGAAUGUUUUUGAUCUGGUCAAAUGGAAGAAACAAAACAUCACAGAGGUGUACCAUAACUGGCAGAAGCUGAUCUUCACAAGUCAAAGGAAAUGGAUGCAACCAAGUCAAACAAUGGUGAAAAAUCGGGCAGCAGCGUUAACCGUAAAGGAUAUAAGACCGCAAAUGCAUUCAUCUACAUCAACUCAUGCUCCAUGUCAUGGAAAGCAAUGUAUCAAUGAAGAUGUUGAAAAGGACGAUAUAAAUGAUGAAAUUCAAGAGGACGACAUAAAUGAUAAAAUUCAAGAGGACGGCCUAAAUGAUAAAAUUCAAGAGGAUGACGUAGAUGACGAAUUUCAAGAGGACGACAUAGAUCUAGAUGAUGAAUUUCAAGAGGAGGAUAUUGAUGGUGAAUUUCAAGAGGACGACGUAGAUGAAGAAUUUAUGGAGGAUGACAUAUCUAACGAAUUUCAAGAGGACGAUCUGGAUGCUUUACUCCUAGAAGACAAACUUGAAUGA